GCUCAACUUAAUUUAAUAUUUCCCCAGCGGGUUCAAGCUGCUGCUGCCUCCUCUCUCUGUCUGUCUGUCUUUGCUGCCUCCUCGCCAAAAACACUUUCCCAUGCCAUGCCCUUUCUUUUUAUCUCCUUUUCGCCCCUUUAAUUCAUUUUCUUCCCUUCCCCCGCAACCUAACUAGGUUUAGCAGUCAAGUCACAGAAAGCAACAGUUUUUUUAGGAGAAAGAGAGAGAGAUGUGCAACAAGAAGAGUCCACCUCUUCCUCCUUCUGCUACUCCUACUUGUCAUGAUGAUGAUCCUGUGCAAACCAGCUCUAUGAUUCAUAAUAUCAUCAAGGAAGAACAACAAGAAACCUCCACAGACCCGGCAGCAGCUCACCGCAAAUCCAGAACCAAGACCAGGAAGCCCAAGUUCUUAAGCCUCCGAUCCCAACUCUCGCUCCCCAAGCAUGAUCACGACCAAGAUUAUUACACAGUAUCAGAUUCGACCACUACAAAUACAAUGACCGCCGGUCAACGCCACCAGCUCAACCUCUUCCCACUCCACCCGGGAAACCUUGUCGACCACCAAGAGAAAGCCGACAUGCAGGACGACAACGUGGCCUUGCUCUUCCACUCAGAAGGCGGAGCCACCCUCAACGGCCUCCUCACAUCCACCUCCACCGCCACGACCUCCACCUCGACAACCACCACAAUGUCAUCUGACCGAGAGGACCAAGAGUCGUUUUCCACCUACGCCUACUAUAACAUUGUACGGACGGCGAUGAGGAGCAGAGAGAGGGAGACGAGCGUGGAGAAGUGGGUGUGCUACUCGGAGCUGGUGGACAAGAAGGAGGAGCAGCCUCGUCGUGACGUGGAGGUACGGUGGAGGAGCGGGACCUUGGCUUUGAAGCUUGAUUAUGAGGAGAUCUUGAAUGCUUGGUCUGAUAAGGGCCCACUUUGCAUUGAUGGGGACCCACCACAGACUGUUCCUGACCAGCUUUUUCAGCUCCAUGAUAACACUCCCAAUGGUGAGGGAUGUGAUGGGAAUUUAUGGAGGGUCCCAGGAGGAGAGGAUGAGAGCCUGAAAACGAAGAUGGGGAAAACUCAAAGAGAGGCGAGUGUAUUGAGAUACAAGGAAAAAAGGCAAAACAGGCUUUUCUCUAAGCGGAUCCGAUACCAAGUUCGAAAGCUCAAUGCCGAAAAACGACCCCGUAUGAAGGGUCGAUUCGUGAAGAAGAGAAGUUGAAGUUUUAAUCAAAGCGUAGAGAAUACGAGCGAGCGACAUGCAGAAUAUUAGCUAGCUAGAUUCCAAGAGGAUAGAUAGGUUUUUGGUGCUUCAACUAUCUAUUACCACUGCAAGUCUUUUUUGUUUCUCUUCCUAAUCUAUUUUGCUACCUAAUUGUUAAUUACGUUGCGCUUGCGCGCGAGAGAGAGAGAGAGAGAGA
Messenger RNA from Prunus mume (Japanese apricot), 1421 nucleotides. Its product is annotated as CCT motif family protein. Gene Ontology annotation, biological process: regulation of DNA-templated transcription. Gene Ontology annotation, molecular function: protein binding. Lineage: Eukaryota; Viridiplantae; Streptophyta; Magnoliopsida; Rosales; Rosaceae. The record is from RefSeq and is a predicted model, not a curated record. Gene Ontology annotation, cellular component: nucleus.